Molecule: messenger RNA, 1666 nt
Organism: Dipodomys ordii (Ord's kangaroo rat)
Lineage: Eukaryota; Metazoa; Chordata; Mammalia; Rodentia; Heteromyidae
Gene: Tmem143
Product: transmembrane protein 143
Exons: 8
Coding region: 82-1407 (441 amino acids)
Cellular component (GO): mitochondrion
Source: RefSeq, a predicted model, not a curated record
GCGGCGGCUUUCUGCGCAUGCGCAAGUCUCAAUGACAGUCAAGCCUUGACUAUAAGGCUUUAGGGGGAAAAGGGUGUGGCCAUGUGGCUUGUGACCCAGGGGGUCAGGGGGCUCAGGGUCCGAGUAUGGCCCCUUUUGCCCACGCUCCUCGGGACCCCACGAGCCUUGUCUUCUCUGGCGGACAAGAUGGGGGUGUACCGCAAGAUGUGGAACCCCACGGAGCCCCGCGACUGGGCUCAGCAAUACCGCGAGCGCUUCAUUCCUUUCUCCAAGGAGCAGCUACUCCGACUCCUGACACAGGAGUUCCACUCCAGUCCUGCAGAGAAAGCGGCGAUGGAGGAAUUUGCGGCGCAUGUGGACUUCUGUACACUGUUCCAUUACCACCAGGUCCUGGCCCGGCUGCAGGCCUUGUAUGACCCCAUCAAUCCUGACAGAGAGACCCUGGACCAGCCAUCCCUCACAGACCCCCAGCGCCUGGCCAAUGAGCAGGAGGUACUGCGGGCUAUGGAACCCCUGCUAGCCCAGGCCAACUUCUCUCCGCUGUCUGAGGACGCCCUGGCCUAUGCUCUGGUGGUCCACCACCCUCAGGACGAGGUGCAGGUGACAAUCAAUUUGGAUCAGUACAUCUACAUGCAGUUCUGGGCCCUGGGCCAGCGCGUCGGCCUGUUGCCCCGUCUGUCCAGUGUGGGCUCCAAGCGCGGCUUCUUCACCAAGUUGCCUCCUGCAGAGAGGCGGUACUUCAAGCGCGUGGUGCUGGCGGCCCGCACACGCCGGGGGCACCUGGUCCUCAAGAGCUUCAAGGACACUCCCCUGGAGGGCCUGGAGCAGCUGCUGCCCGAGCUCAAGGUGCGCACUUCCAUUGUGCGGCGCGCACUGCUCAACCUCACGCUGCUGGUGUCUGGCCUGGUCUUCUUCGUCAACGUGGGCAUGGUGGUACUGACCGACCUCAAGAUGGCCACCUCCCUGCUGCUGCUGUUCUUUGCCAUCUUCAUGGGCCUGAGGGCCUCCAAGAUGUUCGGGCAGCAGCGCAGCGCGCACGCGCUAGAGCUGGCGCACAUGCUGUACUUCCGGAGCACGUCCAACAACUCGGAGCUGCUCAGCGCGCUGGCGCUGCGUGCACAGGAGGAGCACGCCAAGGAAGCGCUGCUGGCGCGCAGCUUCUUGACGCGGCGGCCCGGGGGCGCGCACGACCCGCCCGAAGAGACCUCCCGGUGGCUGCAGUCGGAGGUGGAGAGCUGGCUUCUGGCUCAGACGGGCUGUGACGUGGCCUUCAACGGAACUCGGGCCCUGGCCCACCUGCAAGCUCUGACCCCCAGCAUCGGGCGGUACCCUUCCUCGGAUUUCCCCAAGCUAGACCCCUUGGUUGCAGCCCCUUCCGAAUCCCCCCCCGGCCAUCCCCAGCAGUAGGGACCCCUGACCUGCCCCCGUCGGGGCCAACUGGGGCUGGGAACCAAGCCCCGCCCUCACCGCGACAGGCUGUCAAUCACAGCUACUUCGGACUUGGACACUUUCCGACUCCUAUUACUGACAGGCAAUUACUACUUUUGCUACGCUGUAUACUUAAAGCAGCCAAUCCAGGCAGCCGGCAGUUGCUAGGCAACCCCAUCUCCUAGGAGCAGCCAAUCAAAACUAGCUCGGCUUUGGUGCGAUUCCUUAGUCCUUCCCC